Neoarthrinium moseri is the source of this 3174-nucleotide messenger RNA. RefSeq lists its product as uncharacterized. NCBI's taxonomy places the organism in Eukaryota, Fungi, Ascomycota, Sordariomycetes, Amphisphaeriales, Apiosporaceae. The transcript has 11 exons. Bases 1 to 3174 code for a protein of 1057 amino acids. The record is from RefSeq and is a predicted model, not a curated record. Gene Ontology annotation, molecular function: protein binding.
AUGGAGUCAUCCGUUCCCAAUAACUCUUCCUUUGGGAACCAUGGGGAUGGCGCUCAGACUUUGCACACGGGACAAGGCUCGCAGGCCAUCGUCCAAAAUGGCCAUCAGUACAACAUUGAGAACCUGAUACAAAACUUUCACCAGCCCGAAAUGGCCGAACUCCUGAUGAAAGUGUGGAAAAAGGAUAACGAAGGCGGGCUACAGGAUGGAAACAGUAGCUCUGUUCUAUCACUAGUAGAUGAUCUCCUUGAGUGGCUCGAACCUCAGCCGAAGUUUGGGUAUAUUGAGAGGCAACGUCUACUAUUUGCACAAAGAACGCCGGGCACUGGCCAGUGGCUAUUAGAGGCUACUGAGUUUCUAGAAUGGAAAAGAACAGCCAAUGGGUUUCUGUGGCUUGAUGGUAUAAUCGGAGCUGGAAAGAGUACUUUGAUGUCGGUUGUCAUUGAUGAUUUGCAGAAGAUGGCGUCCAAUAAGCAGGCAAAUGUCUGUCUUAUAUACAUCUAUUUUCAGGAAGAGAGUGAUAUCAAUCCCACCAUGGAGUCUCUCCUCGCAAAUCUACUACGUCAGCUACUACAGCAAAACAGGCCACGAUUCAACGUUUCCCAGAGUCUUCAGCAAGCCUACGAAGAAUGUCAAUCCCAUGGAAUCUUGCCAAGUUCGGACGAAUUACUCAACCUCCUUGUUAUCGAAUCCGAGGCCUAUUCGAAGGUGUAUCUGAUCAUUGACGCCUUAGAUGCAUGUACCAAUACCUCCGAUUACAUGAUACAGGACAAGUUCGUCCGUUCCAUCCGCAAACUACCCGAAAAUUGGAAUAUAAUGGCAAGUUCCCGAUUGGGGACAUUGCUUGGAAGCAGAAUAGAAUCAGAUUUGGCGUUCCAUAUCGAGGCUCAAGCAUGUGAUAUCAAGCUUUACGUCGAGAUGCGCAUACGAGAAAGCAAUGCCAUGACGCGUUUUACCGAGGAAGCUAUCAGGACUGACUCUUCUUUUCGGGAAACUAUCUGCGAUACUGUGAUUCAAAAGGCUCAAGGAAUAUUUUUACUUGCAAAGUUGCACUUGGACACACUUGAAGUCCAAGGCACACUAGGUCAUUUCAGGGAAAUGCUGAGAAAACUUCCUGAAGAUCUCACAGAAACAUUUGAAGCAGCCUUGUUGCGCAUUGACAAACAGACUGAUUUUGAGAGGAAAGUAGCCAAGCACGUGCUAUCAUGGCUGCUAUUUUCCAUGCGACCUCCGACGGUUGAAGAGGUGAGAUACGCAUACGCAGUCGAUUGGAGAACAAGAUCCUUCGAUUCCGAGAAGAUUUUAGGGGAGAAUCAUCUGACUUCAUAUUGUGCUGGCCUCGUCGUGGUCGACCAGGAUCGGCGCAUUCUACGACCUGUGCAUGACACGAUCUUGGGAUACCUGCGAAAUUGGAACUCUAUGCCUGACGAUCUCAACUCGCACAUGGCGCUUCAGUGCAUGACGUACAUCUCUAUGAAAGACUUCUCACAGGAGCCGUCGUCGAAGACCGAACACCAAGAAAUCGUACUUGAAUAUCCCUUGAUGAAAUACGCCACAGAUCAUUGGUUCAACCACGUGCGUCGAGUAGAGAAGGGGGAUGACCUGGAGAAAGACUUGGAAACGCGUAUUCCGGAGUUCCUCAAGGAUGCAAGAACACUACCCGCAUCUAUCGGUCUGGGUCGAUAUCGACCAAUUACCGGAUUGCACACUUGCGCAUACUUCGGCACAGAGCACUGGGCAAAAUCAUUGAUUGCCACCGGGGUAGAAGUGGACCUUGCCGGAGAAGACGGACGAUCACCUCUGCAUUGGGCCGUGUUUUACAAUCACCCAAGCAUUGUCAGUGUGCUCGUCCACCAUCGAGCAGAUGCAAAUAUCAAAGACAAGAAGGGAAGCACGCCUCUACAUCUUGCUGUACAGGGCGAUAAUGGACCCGUCGUGUCGCAGCUUAUCAAAGCCGGGGCUAGGCUAAGUUGCCGAGAUAAUCAAGGGCGAACGCCUUUAAUAUGUGCAAUAAGACUUGGUUUCACAAGCAUCGCAAAACUACUUCUCGGGCGUACCGAUGAUAUCGACGAGGUGGAUGCCGAUGGGUUUACACCAUUCAGAGAGGCAGUGACGUACUCUACCCUAGAUAUUGUCCAGGUCCUAUUGGAGAGUGGAUGCGACGUAAACCAACGGUCGAAAGACGGGUGGACAGCAUUGCGACAUGCAUCUCAAUAUGGGAAUGAACAGCUAGCUCUGCUGUUACUCAGAAAGGGUGCCGAAGUUGAUCUAAGAGACGAAAAAGGAGGGUUGACUCCUUUGAGAUGGGCAAUCUUACAUGGCCAUGCUUUAAUGGUAAAAUUGCUCUUGGACUGGGGAGCGGACCCCAAUGUUACUCAUAAAGACGGCCUGACUCCGUUGAUCCAAGCAGCCAAAGGUGGAAACGAGUCGGCAACGUGGUUGUUAGUGAGCCACAGAGUUAAGGGUAAGAAAGUGGAGCUGGACGACACGGAUCACAGCGGAUCCACGCCCUUACAUUAUGCUGUGAAGAAUGGAUAUGCAUCCAUAAUGUGGCUUCUGGUCAUUGCAGGGGCCGACCUUGAUAUAAUGGACGAUGAAGGCAGAACUGCACUGCACUUGGCGAUCCAAAACGGCGAUUCUCCUACUGUCUGGUUGCUUAUCGAGAAGGGUGCAGCAUUGUCAGUGGCCGACAUUAACGGCAUACAGCCCUUACAUCUUGCAGCUCGACUAGGGCAAGCCCCGAUUUUGCAGCUAUUGGCAAAAAAGGGCGUUGACUUGAAUCAGCAGGACAAAAAAGGGCUGACAGCUCUGCACCACGCAGCCAACGCAGGGAAAGAAGAAUGUGUCCUGAUACUAAUAGACUCUGAUGCAAAUUCGAACAUAGCAGACACCGAGGGGCUUACAUGUCUCCAUCAUGCUGUUCUCGGCAAGGAGAUUGAGACGAUAAUGAAACUGGGCUCACUGAAGCCUUCGAUACUUGACUGUCAGGAUAAGGGUGGCCGGACAGCCUUGAUGUAUGCUGCUCAGCGAGGCAACGAUCUGGCUGCUCUUGGCUUGUUCAAGAAAGGGGCAAAUAUCAGUAUUCAGGACGCGGAUAGUUGGACAGCGCGAGAUCACGCAGCGAAUGGGAACCACACGUUUAUGAUUUCAUUUUUAAAUGUUGCCGGAACCUGA